UGAGAGUCUGUGUGUUCAGUCUCUCCAGUGCAGCGCUCCGAGUCGGACCGAUCUGCGCCGCCGUCUGGAAACUGGACGUAUACCGUAUACCGUAUACCGCAGGAUCCACAGGAUGACCCCCGGACCCGGACCCCGACCCGGACCGCUGAGGCUCCUCUGGUUGGUCCUCCUGGGUCUCGGCCUCUGCCUCUGUCUGACGCCGGGCUCCGACGCCAAGAAAGCCGCCAAGGCGCCGCGCUGCCCGUCCACCUGCUCCUGCACCAGAGACAGUGCCUUCUGCGUGGACACCAAGGCCGUCCCCAAGAUCUUCCCACCGGGAAUCAUCUCUCUGACCAUGGUGAACGCAGCCUUCACCACCAUCCCACAGGGGGCGUUCUCUCACCUGCAGCUGCUGCAGUUCCUGCUCCUGAACUCCAACACCUUCACCUCCAUAUCUGACGACGCCUUCGCCGGUCUGUCGCAGCUGCAGUACCUGUUCAUAGAGAACAACGACAUCCAGGACCUGUCCAGGUUCACCUUCAGAGGACUCAAGGCUCUGACUCACCUGUCACUUUCAAACAACAACCUGCAGCAACUGCCCCGGGAAAUAUUCAAACAUCUGGAGAUCCUGACAGACCUGGACCUCCGCGGAAACUCGUUCCGCUGCGACUGUAAGAUCAAAUGGUUGGUGGACUGGAUGGAGAAGAGCAACACGUCGGUUCCCGCCGUCUACUGCGCCAGUCCCUUUGAGUUCCAGGGACGCCGAGUCCAGGAUCUGGUCCCCAGAGACUUCAGCUGCACCAGCGCAGAUUUUGUCGUCUACGAAACCUUUCCCUUCCACUCCGUGUCGGUGGAAUCCUACGAGUUCGCCGGAGAUCGGUACGCGUCCUUCGCUCAGUCCGACUCCGGCUUCUGCGCCGUGUACGUGUGGGACCACGUGGAGCUGGUUUUCCGAAAGUUCCAGAACAUCACGUCCCGCUCGGCCGUCUACUGCAAACCCGUGGUGAUCGACGACACCCUGUACAUGGUCGUAGCGCAGCUCUUCGGAGGAUCUCACAUCUAUAAGUGGGAGGAAGGCCCGCUGCGUUUCGUGAAGAUCCAGGACAUCGACACCACGCGGGUGCGGAAGCCCAACUUCGUGGCCACCUUCCGGGUGGACGACGAGUGGUACUUCGCGGUCGCCGACAGCUCCAAGGCCGGCUCCACCAGCGUCUACCGCUGGCACGGCAACGGCUUCUACACCCACCAGUCCCUGCACCCGUGGCACCGCGACACCCACGUGGAGUUCCUGGACGUGGCGGGGCGACCUCACCUCAUCCUCUCCAGUGCCUCGCAGCCCCCGGUGGUGUACCAGUGGAACCGCGGCCAGCGGCAGUUCGCCUUCCACUCCCUGAUCCGGGAGCUGCCGGACGUGCAGAUGGUCAAGCACUUUUGGGUGAGGAACGUGCUCUACCUCUGCCUCACCCGCUUCAUCGGCGACUCCAAGAUCCUGCGGUGGGACGGCCAGCGCUACGCCGAGAUCCAGACGCUGCCGUCCCGGGGCUCCAUGACCGUGUACCCGUUCAGCGUCGGCGUCCGUCAUUACCUCGUCCUGGGGAGCGACUUCUCCUUCUCCAGGGUGUACCAGUGGGACGACCUGACCCAGCGCUUCCGGCUGUUCCAGGAGCUCAACAUGAGGGCGCCGCGCGCCUUCAGCCUGGUGUCCGUGGACAACAAGGACAUCCUGCUGGCGGCCACCUUCAAAGGCAACACGGUGGCGUACCAGCACCUGCUGGUGGAUCUUAGCGCCUAAGUGAAAAUGACCGAUCCGUUAGCGCACUCUCCCUGAGAAUGUGGAUGGAAAUCAUUCAACGUCACUAACAGCCAAUCACAGUCCUCGAUUGUUAGUUUGCCUGGACUCGAUUGGACCAGAUGUGUCCAUCCCCCCCACCUCCUCCGUCCUCCCACUGGGUCGUGGACUGGUCCUGGGCCACAAAGAAACAAUGAAAAAACAGAUUAUUUGCAUGUUACUGAAGGACUGAGAACAAAAAAAAACAACAACAAACUCUUAUUUUGAAAGUCAGCCGCUGCAGGAAAUGUUGAUUUUUUUUAAGUUAAAAAUUAAAAGUGAAAAACUCAGGAAAACUGGUUUGAAAAACCACCGUUACAUAUUAAAUAUUCAUUACUCACCUGAAAAUGCACGUUUAACUUCUUCACUGAAAUGAAAAUGUUAAAAAAA
Molecule: messenger RNA, 2197 nt
Organism: Cynoglossus semilaevis (tongue sole)
Lineage: Eukaryota; Metazoa; Chordata; Actinopteri; Pleuronectiformes; Cynoglossidae
Gene: lgi3
Product: leucine-rich repeat LGI family, member 3
Exons: 9
Coding region: 113-1771 (552 amino acids)
Biological process (GO): regulation of exocytosis
Cellular component (GO): synaptic vesicle
Molecular function (GO): protein binding
Source: RefSeq, a predicted model, not a curated record